ACAGUUCUCUGUCCAAACCCUAGAGUUCGUGUUCGUGCGAUACCCAUCGGUUUCUCCUUGAUAUACGAAGAUUCUCUAAUUUUCUCUCGAGAUCGUCUGCAAUUUCACCGUGAAUCAUUAGGGAUACAGUGGUUUUCGAUUCUAUAUCCUCGAUUCGGUGCUUGGAGAGUUUCAGGAUCUUCUGAAUUGAAGCUAGUGAAUUCAAUUUGCUUGUCGCGGUUCACGUGAAGAUCCUAUCAGAGAUUUGGAGACAUCUGAGCAUUGUCCCUGCGAUCUAUUGGAUUCAAUUCAACACGGACGUUCUCGUUCCUGAGCUUUCUCGUUGAUCUGAUGUCGUCUUGAAGCGCGUGAGAGGUUUCGUCUGUCGAAUCUGUUGAAGUCCAAUCAGAGAAAUUAAAUCGAAUGGCAAUUUAUUACAAGUUUAAGAGUGCGAGGGAUUAUGAUUCCAUCUCCAUGGAUGGUCCUUUUAUAACAGUUGGUUUUCUCAAAGAAAAAAUUUACGAAACUAAGCAUUUGGGAAGUGGUAAAGACCUUGACAUUGUCAUCUCUAAUGCCCAAACUAAUGAAGAAUAUCUGGAUGAAGCAAUGUUAAUACCAAAAAAUACUUCUGUUCUAAUUCGCCGGGUUCCUGGACGCCCUCGCAUCAGAAUUAUUACCAUACCAGAGCCGAGAGUUGAGGAUAAAGUGGAAAACGUUCAAGCUGACCUGAACAAUGUUAUUACUGCUGAUGCAUCUGCUGUUGAAGACGAAUGGGAUGAGUUUGGGAAUGAUUUGUAUUCAAUUCCUGAUGCCCCAGCAGUCCAUUCUAAUAACCUAUGUCAUGAUCCUGCACCAGCCGAUGAUAAAGUAGAUGAAGAAACCAAAAUAAAGGCAUUAAUUGACACCCCAGCACUAGACUGGCAGCAACAAGGUGCGGAUGGUUUUGGCCCGGGCAGAGGUUAUGGGAGGGGUAUGGCUGGAAGGAUGGGUGGCCGCGGUUUUGGAAUGGAAAGGAAAACGCCGCCACCAGGCUAUGUUUGCCAUCGGUGCAAUGUUUCUGGACAUUUUAUUCAACACUGCUCCACAAACGGUAAUCCUAAUUUUGAUGUUAAGAGAGUUAAACCACCUACUGGUAUCCCCAAGUCAAUGCUGAUGGCGACCCCAAAUGGCUCUUACUCCUUGCCAAGUGGCGCAGUAGCAGUUUUAAAACCAAAUGAGGAUGCGUUUGAGAAGGAAAUGGAGGGAUUGACAUCAACAACACGAUCAGUCGGGGAAUUUCCUCCUGAAUUAAAAUGCCCAUUGUGCAAAGAAGUGAUGAGAGAUGCUGCACUGGCAAGCAAAUGCUGUCUCAAGAGCUACUGUGACAAGUGUAUUAGAGAUCACAUCAUUGCCAAGUCAAUGUGUGCUUGUACAGCAACUGAUGUCCUAGCUGAUGAUCUGCUACCAAACAAGACCCUAAGGGAUACUAUAAACCGUAUCUUGGAGUCUGGUAACAGUAGUGCUGAGAACGCUGGCAGCAUGUGUCAAGUCCAAGAUAUGGAGUCUGCACGGUGUCCACUUCCUAAGGUUUUAUCUCCUACUACGUCUGCUGCAUCUGGAAGCGAAAAGAAACCAGCUCCUAGUAACAACAAUGAGAUUUCAACUCUAAAGCCGUCAAUAGAAAUACUGGAGAUCACAAGUACUCCUCGGGCGUCUGCAGAAAUAGUUAAAGUUGAAAAGCCAGUUGAUGCAUCUGAAAACAUUCAAGGAUCCUCAAAUGGCAAGGAAGCAGCAGUUUCACAACUGAAUGCGCAGGCCCCCAAGGAAGAAAUGCCGCAGCAGGUUGCUUCUGGGGAGCAAGGAAAAAGGAAGAAGAAGAAACCUCGGAUGACUGGAACCGAUCUAGCAGGCCCUGACUAUAUGAUGCCCAUGGGUCCAGGUCCCGGUAAUCAGUACUUCAAUGGUUUGCAACCCGGCUUCAACGGCGUCCAACAUGGGUUCAAUGGCGUUCAAUCUGGGUUCAAUGGCUUUCAUCAUGGUUUCAAUGGGUUUCCAGGCCCUUUUCCUGGUGCGAUGCCUCCUUUUGUUGGCUAUGGAAUAGGCCCCAUGGACAUGUCGUUUGGCGGUGUGAUGCAUCCAGAUCCUUUUGCUGCACAGGGCUUCGGGUUCCCGAAUAUACGACCACCUUAUAGGGACCUUGCGGAGAUGGGGAAUCGUAUGAAUCUCCAGCAUCCUAUAAUGGGGAGAGAAGAAUUUGAAGCCAAGAAAACUGAGAUGAAAAGAAAGCGUGACAACGAGAGACGGUCAGAAGGAGGGAAUGUCGUCAGGGACGGUGAAAAGAGCAGAAUAAUGAACAACUCGGCAGCAUCUUCCUCACCCAUGAAGCCAAAAUCUAGACAAGGACCUCCACCACCUAUUUCGUCGGAUUAUGACCGUCGCAGGCGAUCGGAGAGAUUAUCACCAGAGCGUCAGUCAUAUCGGAGGGUCAAAUCUCCCUCACGAUUAUCCAGCAGGAAAUCUGAGAGUGAUCGUCACAAUGACCAUCACCAAGACCUCGAUUCCGAACACGACCGCCGCCGUGACCGUCACAGAGAUACAGAUCGCAAGCACCGUAAGAGAUCCGAAAAGCCAUCAUCGGAACCAACCGCAGAGAUCGAUGAUAACCAUAAGUCCAACGUAUUCACUCGGAUAAGCUUUCGAGAGGAGGAAUCUUCUGGCAAACAACGAAAGACAUCAAAGGCUUCUCCAGCGCCUCCAGAGAGCUCGCUAGCCGCCGUUUCAUCGGGUCGUCGUCAUAGUCGAAGAGAAAGAGAGAUGGUCGAAUACGAUUCAAGUGAUGAUGAAGACAGACAUUUCAAGAGGAAGCCAUCAAGGUACAAGCGAUCUCCUUCGGUGGCACCUUCCGAAGCCGGUGAUGAGCAUUCCCGCCAUUCCAAGCGAUCAAAAGGAGAAAGAGCGCGAGCUUGAUUCGAACAAAUAAAGAUUCAAAUGUGUGCGCAAAUGACUGAAACGCCCUUCAUUAUCUUCACGGAGACGAAGCCAUGGCCUGAUUCUAUGACGAGAAUGCCCUCUGUCUCAGAGAUGGAAGAUGUUUAAGUAAUCUGCUUUGUUGUGUUGAGUUUAAGAAAAAAGUCAUAUGUAAUCGAAUGUUUUUGUUAUAUAAAUGGAUUUUAUUUCUCUAUCUUCUGUUUUAUUUUAGAACGAUUAAUGUUGCUCUUUUGUAUGACUUCUUAUUUAAUCAAAUACUAGCCGGAUCAUUGUUUUUGAAAUAA
Molecule: messenger RNA, 3230 nt
Organism: Arabidopsis lyrata subsp. lyrata
Lineage: Eukaryota; Viridiplantae; Streptophyta; Magnoliopsida; Brassicales; Brassicaceae
Product: E3 ubiquitin ligase PARAQUAT TOLERANCE 3
Exons: 16
Coding region: 403-2925 (840 amino acids)
Biological process (GO): protein ubiquitination; ubiquitin-dependent protein catabolic process; mRNA processing
Cellular component (GO): nucleus
Molecular function (GO): ubiquitin protein ligase activity; zinc ion binding
Source: RefSeq, a predicted model, not a curated record